CUCAUUUAUAACCCUAAUCUCUUCACUCUCCUUAACCAUGCUCUUUAUAAAUUACAUCUCUAACUGAAUUCUACCAUUUAUUUUACCUAAUUUUCAUUUCUCCGCCAUGUCUCCGCCUCUUCAUUACAUAAUAUUCGUCGUCCUCCUCUCAUCUCCGAUCACCGCCGUCCUCGCGCAAACCUCCAAUGAAGACACGCGUAAUCCGUAUGGCUACGCUCGUGUUACUCCGUCUAUGGCUAUAAUCAUCGUAGUCUUGAUCGCGGCUCUCUUUUUCAUGGGGUUUUUCUCUAUUUAUAUCCGCCACCGCGGAAAUUUAGGGACUGGAGGCAGCGUUCCAGGAGCAAACAACGGAGGGAGAUCCCGACGAUCUACCGCGGCGCGUGGGCUGGAUGCUACCGUGAUCGAGACGUUUCCGACGUUGGUUUACUCGGAAGUGAAAGGGCUUAAGAUAGGGAAAGGUGAACUGGAAUGCGCUGUUUGUUUGUGUGAAUUUGAAGAUGAUGAAACGCUGCGUUUAUUGCCUAAAUGUGACCAUGCUUUUCAUCCUGAUUGUAUUGAUGCUUGGCUGGUUUCUCAUACCACGUGUCCUGUUUGUCGAGCUAAUUUAGCUCCUCAACCGGAUGACCCGCCGGUUCAGACAACUGGUUCGACACCUGAUUCAUCUGAUCUCGAAGCUCAAAACGACACCGUAGCGGUGGAAGUACAACCGGAAGUUUGUCAGAAUGAUCAAGUUGACCCUCCUGCGCCUGAGGUUAUAAGUGCGGGUCAAACUUUGAAUAGGAACCGUACACGUGGGUCACGAUCUGAUAGGCCCAAUGAUAUGCCUCGUUGGUUUCCAAGGUCACACUCUACUGGUCAUUCUUUGGUUCAACCGGGUGAAAAUACGGACCGGUUCACUUUGAAAUUACCAGCUGAGAUUAGGAAAGAGAUAAUGAACCGUGAAUUGAACCGGACCAUGAGUAUGGUUGUUUUUUCAAGGGAAAGGAGUUCGAGAAGAGGGUAUAAACCCGGUGGUGGAGAAGGGAGUAGCCGAGGAAAGUAUAAACGACUCGAGCGGACCGAUCGAGCUGCUAAAUCGGAGCGAUCAACUAUUAAUAGGACUCCGUCGUUUAUGCAGAGAGCAUCAUCGUUUUUGACGAGAGCUUCGUCUUUGGCUCGGUCAACAAAGGUGACUACAAGUGAGGGAGAAGGAUCUUCCAGCCGAGUGGUUGGACCAGAUGCGGUUCAAUCAACCCGCCCUCCGGUUUAGUUUUUGAGAUUUUGAUUUUAAUUAUUUGUGUAAAUUGUUUAUAGCUUUUAGGAAUUUUCACAAACUUUUUAUCUAUUUAAUUUUUUAAAAUUGCAAUAUGAUGUACCAUAUGACAACUUUUUCAAUAGACCAGGUCAAGUCAAUAAUUAGAGAUGGAAUGGUAUUCCAUAUUUUGUUAA
Molecule: messenger RNA, 1428 nt
Organism: Mercurialis annua (annual mercury)
Lineage: Eukaryota; Viridiplantae; Streptophyta; Magnoliopsida; Malpighiales; Euphorbiaceae
Product: E3 ubiquitin-protein ligase ATL6
Exons: 1
Coding region: 107-1249 (380 amino acids)
Source: RefSeq, a predicted model, not a curated record